Molecule: messenger RNA, 294 nt
Organism: Heterostelium album PN500
Lineage: Eukaryota; Evosea; Eumycetozoa; Acytosteliales; Acytosteliaceae
Exons: 2
Coding region: 1-294 (97 amino acids)
Source: RefSeq, a predicted model, not a curated record
AUGUCGAGUGGAGAUGAACAUGACGAUCAUUUAGAUGAUGAAUACGAUGAUCAAUUAGAUGAGGAGGGAGACGAUGACUAUGAAGAUGACGACGAAGACGAGGAGGAGGAGGAAGAAGAGGAACGUCCAAAGAAGAAAGGAAAGACAAGUUCUUCCAGUAGCAGCAGCAGCAAAGGCAGAGGAUCGAGAAGCAGCAAAAAGAAGGACAAACGAAAGAGUGGAAUGGAGUCGCUUUUCGAAGGUGAAGCGGAGGAAGGCGAUGAAGACGAAUACGAAGACGAGGAACAUGAUUGA